Molecule: messenger RNA, 900 nt
Organism: Mollisia scopiformis
Lineage: Eukaryota; Fungi; Ascomycota; Leotiomycetes; Helotiales; Mollisiaceae
Product: NAD(P)-binding protein
Exons: 2
Coding region: 1-900 (299 amino acids)
Cellular component (GO): cytoplasm
Molecular function (GO): oxidoreductase activity, acting on the CH-OH group of donors, NAD or NADP as acceptor
Source: RefSeq, a predicted model, not a curated record
AUGGCGCUCCAAGUCAACGGCAAGACAGCGCUCGUAACUGGAGGAGGAAGUGGCAUUUGUCUCGAGUUCACUAAGCUUCUCCUGGAGAAAGGAUGUAACGUCCUGAUCGCGGAUCUUAAAUUAACUCCUGAUGCCGAGGCAAUUGUGUCUUCAACUGGAAAAGAAGGAGAAGGGGAUAAGAAGAAAGCCAGAGCUUUGUUCAAACAGACAGAUGUGGCGGACUGGACUCAGUUGCAAGCCGCAUUCGAUGAGUGCAUGAGCCAGUUCGGGAAUUUGGAUAUUGUUUGUCCUGGUGCUGGGAUUUUUGAACCUCCAUGGUCCAACUUCUGGCACCUGCAAAACACUGUCGAUACAAUCGACACCAAUUCAUACAAAACCCUAGAACUAAACCUCACCCACCCCAUCCGAGUCACCCAACUAGCACUCGAUUAUUUCAAACACCAGAACCAUGGCCACGGAGUCGUGAUCUUGGUAUCCUCUGUGGCGGCACAAAGCAUCGCCUUCCCAGUUCCACUCUACGGAGCCAGCAAAGCCGGGAUCUCGUCCUUUACCCGUUCUCUGGGGCUCCUAGAGCCGAAGCUCAAUAUUCGAGUCAGUGCCGUUGCACCGGGAUUGGUUAAGACGCCGCUGUGGACGGAGGAUAAGUUGAAGUGGUUUGAGGAGGCUGCUGGUGACGAGUGGGUUACGACUGAGGAGGUUGCGAGUGCGAUGUUGGAUAUGGUGGAGAAGGAGGAGUAUGUAGGGGGAACGGUGUUAGAGGUUGGGAAAGGGGCGAGGAGGAAGGUCGAGAAUGUUAAUGAUCCCGGUCCGGAUAGGGAGAAGGAAGGGUAUAGAGCGAGUGGUGUUGUACAGGCAGUGGGGAGAGUGUUUGGCUCGAUUGAGAGUGAGUUUGGGAAGUGA